Molecule: messenger RNA, 210 nt
Organism: Penicillium roqueforti
Lineage: Eukaryota; Fungi; Ascomycota; Eurotiomycetes; Eurotiales; Aspergillaceae
Exons: 3
Coding region: 1-210 (69 amino acids)
Source: RefSeq, a predicted model, not a curated record
AUGGAGAGAGCUAAACAAGUGUGGCUCCUCGGGGAAUCAUAUCAACUUAGCGAAUUGGAUGGCCUUGUGCCGGCCAUAGUUCAUUCAAAUUUCUGCCCUAUCAACUUUCGAUGGGAGCCCGAGAAACGCUGCAACUACAUUGGCGCUGUUCACUUCCUAGCAACACGGCCAGCUAUGACCGGUCUCGAAAAUGUUGUCACAUUUCGAUGA